GGCGCGCGUCGGUAAAUUUGGCAACCUCUUUUCAGGAGGAAUAAGAGGCGCGGCUUAGAGCACCUGACAGCCGCCGCCGCCGCUGCUAGUGCUGCCACAAUCAGGUCCAGUCUGGCCUGGGGAGAGGGGGCGUGUCGUUCCUCGUGUCUCUCCACCCUUAACAUAGCCACGCUCCUCGUAAUUUUUACCUUAGUAUAUAACAUACUCAGCAUCGUUGGCCUGAAUUCCCUACAUGUGAUAAGACUCUUUAGAUAAGUCAGUGAGAGGGGGGAAAACACAAGGAAAAAGGGAAAGUCUACUGCGAGAAAGUGCGCCUGGGAAAGAUAGUAGCGAGGGACGUGUUUCACGUCAUUCAGGACUGACGAGUUCCCUAAAUCUUCCAAGUCUACGAUGUAUAUCAAGUGCUUGAAGAACACUGGAGGAGGCUGGCUGUUGUCCUUGCUUGCCAUAUCUCUACUUCGGCGGGCGGCGGGACAGUCACGUCAGGAGACUGAACACCGAGUCCGCCUGCCUCUCUGCUGCCCCAGCGGGUACAUCUCACCCACAGCCGAUACCUGCAUUUACAAUCCUAUAAUUCCCUUCAGACCGCAAGUCAUCAUUGGGGAUUCGCUUGUGUCCGUCACGAACAUAGAGGAGGAGGCUGAAGGGACAACCCUACCUUGUGACCACCAUGACGGCGAAGCGGGCUACGAGUACGUCUCACUAGACAGUGUUCGGAGUACGCUGAUCCAGAAGACUAAUGGCACGCUUACGCUCCUCUGGCUUCCCCAAGACGCUAUGUUGUUCGAGCAGAGCCAGAAUUUUUGCGUGAUGAUGACGCACGAAGGCUCUUCACCCGACGAGGUGCAAGCGUCUUACUGGGCCAAGGUCUGUCCCAAGGACCAUGCCGCUCAGUGGGAGAGCGACAAGCUGGCCUGCACUAAAGCCUCAUGUGUUCGCAAGUGCUGCCCAGCUGGCCAACAUUUUAGAAACCAGAGAAUUUGCUCGCCGGACGAUGACAGUCAAGACUGGGCCAUGCCGUCGCCGUUUUCAGACUUGCAUGUUGUUUAUGGCUUGCCCAAUUGUAAGAAUCUUCUGUUGUACCCUGAUUUCGAGUAUAGUCUAUUGAGAUCUGGGUACAUGGACGUCUCAGAAAUGCUUUUCUCGCCCCAAGAGUAUUGCAUUGAGAACAAUGAAGACACCCAGGAACAGCGGGUGGAGCAGAGGGCUCUGGUGUGCCACAAGCCACGACCCGAGUGCCCGUGGAAACAGAAUGUGGUGAUUCCAACGUUGAUGGGCGUAUCGUGUGCCUGCCUGGCUCUCACCUGGGUGGUGUACGUCCUGGUGCCACACCUGAGGAACACCAACAUGGGGCGCUGUCUCCUCUCCUUCGUCAGCGCCAUGUUCGUGGCCUUCUUGACCAUCUUAAUUAAUCAAGUCGGUCGUGACUCGUUCUCACCCGCCCAGUGUACCCUGACAGCGUUGCUGAGUCUCGUCAGCAUCCUUGCUAUGUUCUUCUGGCUCAAUGUUAUGAGUUUACACAUCUUCUUUCAUCUCAGGUCCCCGGCGAAGGAAGAUCAGCAGAAGAUGAGAACCUUCCUCAUGUACAGUCUGUACGCCUGGGGGUGCCCGCUCCUCAUCACACUCAUCGGCCUCACCCUCGACUCCCUCCAAGCUGAUGCCAUACGCCUGCAUUUCCAUCUCCCAAACUGCUGGUUUAAGGACGAGGCAGGGCGCUGGGCCUACCAGUAUGGCAUCAUAGUGGCACUAGUCGCUAUAAACACCUUCUUCUUUGUGAGCUCAGUCCUCUUACUGAGGAAGAGACAGAGACAAAGGCGAGAAACUGGUUAUUAUCAGACCAUAAGUGCGUGGGUAUUCAUCAAACUCUUCAUCAUCGCCGGCGUCUUGUGGAUCACAGAGGUCAUAGCCUGGCAGAUUACCAAUCAGUGCAGCAUCUUGGUGGUGAUCCUGGACAUUAUAAACAGUCUUCAGGGCGUCUACAUCUUUUUAGUGGCUGUCUGUCUCAGGAAGGAUCUUAAGGUGUUUCACCGAGGAUGGCCUCAGCUGGACGCCGAAGCCGAGGAACCCCUCGAGAAGCGCAAUGCCGGAGAGGUCAGCGAGCUCCUGGACGCACCGCCCCGCACGGCCUGAACACCAGAGACCUGGAAGAAGAUGGAUAUCGGAGGCCGAGGACCUGGCGAAGUAACACAAGUGCCAAAUGUCAACAUAGUCCCCCCCUCGUUCAACAGCUUCAAGGAUUAUAUUUGUAUUUUCGAUGAUAAACUAAUUUAAAAUUAAAUUACCUAUAGUUUAUUCAAACACAUACACACACACACACACACACACACACACACACACACACACACACACACACACACACACACAUACACACACAUAUAUAUAUAUAUAUAUAUAUAUAUAUAUAUAUAUAUAUAUAUAUAUAUAUAUAUAUAUAUAUAUAUAUCACAACAUACACAUCAAUGAUAAUUUAGAUAUUUUAUUAUUUAGUAUCAUAUGUUGUUAAUUGUAAUUCAGGCAAACACGAUUUUAACUUUAAUCUAUGGUAGCUAACGCCUUUAGCUGUAAUCUAAGGUAGCACAUGUUAACUUUAAUCUAUGGUAGCAUAUGCUGUUAGCUGUAAUUCACGGUAGCAUAUACGGAUAUGCUGAAAUUCACAGUAGCAUAUCCUGGUAUGCUGUAUUUCCCGGUAGUAUAUGGUGAUAUGCAGUAAUUCAAGGUAGAGCAUACUGUUGGCUGUAAUUCACGACAGCAUAUGCUGCUAACUGUAAUUCACGAGAUUCUAUGCUAUUCGCUGUAAUUAGUGGUAGCAAUUAUUAUUAGCUGUAAUUUAUGUUAGCAUCUGCUACAAGCUAUAAUUUAUAGAAGCAUAUAAAUAAUCGCUAUUCUUCAUAGUUCCACUUGCAGAUAACUGUAAUCCAUGAUAUCAUAUGUAAUUAGCUGUAAUGUAUAAUAGCAUGUAGCAUAUUAGUUGCAAUCCGUUGCAGCCUAUGCUGGUAGCUGUAUUUGAGGACAGCAUGUCUUUUGCGCGGGAAACCGACUUGUGCCUUUCCCGCGUUUUUUCAUAAAUAUUAUAACGAGCCCCGUUGUUCGAAAAUAAUAAAUACUUUUCAUAUUA
Molecule: messenger RNA, 3115 nt
Organism: Procambarus clarkii (red swamp crayfish)
Lineage: Eukaryota; Metazoa; Arthropoda; Malacostraca; Decapoda; Cambaridae
Product: probable G-protein coupled receptor Mth-like 4
Biological process (GO): G protein-coupled receptor signaling pathway; cell surface receptor signaling pathway
Cellular component (GO): membrane
Molecular function (GO): G protein-coupled receptor activity
Source: RefSeq, a predicted model, not a curated record